Anneissia japonica is the source of this 5496-nucleotide messenger RNA. RefSeq names its product ubiquitin carboxyl-terminal hydrolase MINDY-3-like. The record is from RefSeq and is a predicted model, not a curated record. NCBI's taxonomy places the organism in Eukaryota, Metazoa, Echinodermata, Crinoidea, Comatulida, Comatulidae. Gene Ontology annotation, biological process: protein K48-linked deubiquitination. Bases 71 to 1375 code for a protein of 434 amino acids. The transcript is spliced from 10 exons. Gene Ontology annotation, molecular function: cysteine-type deubiquitinase activity; K48-linked deubiquitinase activity.
UUAGGAAAAAAAUAUGAAAAAGAUGGCGUCUUUUAUCUAGUAAUAAUAUUGUUAUUAUUUUUGUGUUACGAUGGCUUCUACAAGCAGCCAGGAUGCCUCUGAAGUUCCUAAUGAUGAACUUGAAGAACUGAAAAUGUUGGUUUGGGGUAAUGCCCUGACAGAUGAAGUAUUUAAGCGUUGGUGUCAAGGGUUUGUGUUUAGUCCUUAUGAACCAUCAGCCUUGCUGCAACAUGAGGGUGGACCAUGUGCUGUCUUAGCACCAUUACAAGCAUACGUUUUAAAGAAUUUACUAUCAACGGGUGAUAUUUGGAGAGAUCUUGAUGAUAAUCAAGCUAAGGAUGUGCUGUUGACAGCAAUAGAAGAGGUGUUCCUUUGUGUUUCAAAUCCUCCUUUCAAAUUAGUCUUAGAAUCAGAUAAACAGCCAGUGAUUGCAGACAUGGUUGAGAAUGAAGAAGUAGAUCAAUCUGAUCAUGCUAGAUUUCACAAGACCUUAAGAGUUCUUACAUUGGAAACAGCAGCAGAACUUCACCAAGCUUUACAUUCAGCAUACGACAUUUAUGUAGGACAAUAUGGAGUCGUUCUUUUUCUCUACUCCCUUCUAAUGACAAAGGGAAUUGCAAAUGUUAAGAAUGAAAUGGAAGAUGCGAAUGAACCAUUAGUUGAUGGAAUUUACGGGCAUGGCAGUCAAAGCCUCGUUAACCUGAUGUUAACCGGUAAUGCCGUGUCUCAUGUCUUUGAUAACGAGAAGGAAGUUGAUGGUUUGAAAAUGCGAGGUAUUACUGCUCAGCCUAGUUCAGGCUUCCUCACAAUGCUAGAACAUUUUCGUUAUUGUGAAGUUGGUUGGUAUCUCAAGAACCCAACUCAUCCUAUAUGGGUUCUGGGGAGUGAAACUCACCUAACUGUAUUUUUUACCAAGGAAAUGUCAUUAGUAGCACCAGAAUCAAAGUGGGAACGCGCUAGGCGUGUGUUUUGUCAAUACGAUACGCAGGAUAGUGGUUUCAUACAGAAGAUUCUACUGCAAGACGUUCUUCAGGUUCUACAACUGGUUACCAUUCCUGAAUAUGUUGAUAUUAUUAAGCAGAAGUUAGAUCCUGAUGAUUAUGGUAUAAUUCUCCUCAGUAGCUUUAUGAACGAGUUCUUUCCAGAUGAGCCUGAUAGGUUGAUCCCUGUGAAUUUUCCUGUUUACCAUUACAACGGCCUUAUACGAUCAUGUCCAGAGUCUAAGGUGAAGUAUAUAGAGGGCGUUGCUGAAGUGCCCGAUCCUCAGGACAUUCAAGGCCUUACGGAUGCCUCCCCGGUAGAAUCUUGUCUUCGAACCAAAUGGCCUACGUUCAUGGUAAAUUGGGAGAACAACCUUCAACCAUCCACCAAUUGAAACUGAAACACCAAAAAAAAAACAGCGACAUUUCUGGGACGAAAGAUCCGUCAUCCCAUGCAUCUGGUCGUUAAUAUAGUCAAUGCAAUAACAAAUUCCAUUGAGGAACCUCAUCAAGUUGUCAUUUGAUGUUUUUGAGUUUUAAGUGCCUCUUGGUAAUAAGCUCACUUCCAGCUUCUCGCACAAAAUGGUGUCCAUUACGUGGAUUACGUCAUGUUAAGCUUUGUCCAUUCUGUUAAGUGACAAAUAUAAAUAAUUAGUUUUUUAUAUGGGCAUGUUGAUGUCAUAUCAUACUCAUAUAUGGGCAAAUGCCAUGCUGGUGUCACAUAAAGUAUAGGCUGAGAUUUAGUUUUAAUAUUUUCAUACACUAUACUCAAGUAGGUGAUGAUGUGUGUUUGACAAAAGAAAUUGUUUUGUUUGUUAAUUGUGCCCACCUUUGUGUGUCCCCAUUCUGAUGUACACAUUAACCGAGAUGACAUACUGAUUGUCUCAGAAAUAAUUUUGAAUGACUAAAUUAUUCUCAAACUAUUGUAUAACUUCUAAUAUAUAAAAAUGUUAAAUUUCACUCAGAGUUUGCAAGUAUGCCAAGUGUAGUAAUUUGUUACUGCUAUAUUAAUCUUUACUUUUUUAAACAUAACUUGCAAAGUAUAUAGGCUUUUGAUGAGGACACAGUUGGUUUCUUGGGGAGCAUGUCUCCUGUAGCAUGAAGUUUGUUCUUAGUCUUGUUAGAAAAUGUCAAGCAUUGAACAUGUAACAAUAAAUGAGCAUUUCCUAGAUUGUGUUAUUAUCAAUGGGAAAUCUGUUUAAUAAAUGUCUGUUAAAUUUCAAUGCGGGUUCGUUUUUUAAAAUGUGGGAAAGUGAUAUCUUAACGAUAUGUUGUCUGCGUUAAGCCAGUAAAUUCGAAAAUUAAUAUUCAGUAUAUAAACUGUUUACUUAAAAUAUUUAAAUAAGUUAUUAGCUUUCUAUAAUCUUUUACAUAGAUCCAUAAAUUGGCUGGUAAUUAAUUAAAGAAUUUUUAUUGUAAAAUUCCUAGUUGCUCAGUAAAAACUAAAUUGUUUUUAUCUGUGUCUCAUUGGAAGUUUAAAAUAUAGCUCUGUCCACACUGAAAAAAAUACUGUACUGUAUACCCAUAUAUAGUCAUGAUGUGCCUGUGUAAGGUCAUGAUGUGAUGUCAUCAUUACCAUAUUUAGGCAUGUCACAUGUUUUUGUCAAAUAAAAUAUGAUAGUCUGAAUACGGCUUUAUUGGACUGUUAAAUGGUUAAUUCAUAGUUGUGGGAAGAUUUAAUAAAUAUAUAACUUUAUUAGUACAAGAAUAGUUACGGCAGAAGCAAAAUUGACAAUGGAAGAAAUGAAUAAUGUUAACUUAAUCCGAAUGAGUUGGCAAGAUAAAUUAAAUAUUAUAAGAAGAACAAAAGAUUGAUAUGCUAAUUUUUGUUGCAAGGAGAGCAUGAAUUGAAUUGAAACAUUUGGAUGGUUUUACUGGAUGCCAGAAUAAAUGGUAGUAUGGUGGAAGGUCACUUUUAUUCAUCGAUUGCUAUCUUCCAAUGUAAGCUUUAUUGUUAUGCAUAUAAUAAUGCCAAUUUGGAGCAUUGUCUUGGUGUGUGUUUAUAAUAAUGUAUAUAUGUGAAUUUGUAUGUAAACGAAGGUGCUAUUAUUAGGUUUCAUAAUAUACUUUAAGAUAAUGCUUUCGCUUUAUACAGAAAAUAUUCAUGAUUAGUUCUCCAAAGUAUCUUUAUACCUUGUGUCUGUGUAGGUCAACAACUCAGUACAUGUGUGCUUAAAAUUGGUACUGUAUGUCUUAUAGAAUUUUCUGUAUGCUUAAUAUCAGUACUGUACCUCGGACAGUAUUUCGGUUUAAGAUGGGUACUGCAGUUAGCCAGAAUCCAUGCUUAAGGCUGGGUUCUGCAUUUUAGAGAAUGUAUCUUUUUGCCCAUUGGAUAAUGUCUCGCUUUUAAGGUGUAUGUACGUGUAAGCAUAAUCUACUAUUUCGAAGGUCGCUGGUUCGAUUAAUGAAGCAGACUUUAUUUGUGCCACUUUAAUGCUUUAUGAUUGCUACAAGUAAUAUACACGGUAAAUAUCUUAUGCUUUAGGAUGUGUACUGUACUGUAUGUAAGAGUAUACCUAACUGUAUUUCCAAUGUAUUUGUAUUUUCCAAGUGCAUCUUUGACUACUAAGUACCCUGCCAUUAUGUAAUCUACUAACAUUGUUAUUAGCUGAGUACAGUAGUUAUUUAUUAGCAUUUCACAAUCAGAAACCCUCCACUAGUGCCACAAUAUUAGAAGUGAUUUUUAAAAAAAGUAUAUUUACAAUUGAUGGUGGUUUUAGCAGUAAAUAUUUUGCUAUUGAAACUUGUAGUUGUUAAAAGAGACAAUGAUUUGCCACAUUUUUGUGUAUUUGGCAGCCUUACAGCUCAAAGACUGUUGGUACAGUAUCGAAUAAUAACUUGGACAAUACGUUUGUCUCGCAUUACCAUUUUAACCUAUUUAUGUAAAUUAGAAUAGUGCUCAGUGAUCCAUGGUGGUAAUGAUAGCAAUAGAAAUGGUAAAAAUGAUACCCGAUUCAAAAUUGCAUGCACUAGUAUAGCCCUCCCACUGUAUGUGCUUUGCGGGGUUAUUAUAAAUAGAGUACUAAACAGAUAUCUUCCAAAAAUUGGUACCACAAGUUGAUUUGUUUUGUACUUUUUCUGACAUCUUUAAAAUAAACUAUACAUAGUUUAGCUAAUAAACUUAAUAAAAAUCCAUAUUAAUAUUGUUUGCAUAGUAAGUUGUUAAAUUUCAAAUAAAAAAACAUUGUGAAAAUAUUUUCCUUGGAAAUUGACAGACUCACAAAAAGUACUGUUAUUAUUAUACUCAUUGCAUAGAUCCUUACAUUGGUUAGUAACCAAUUAAGGUUCAUUGUUUAUGGUAAAAGCUCUGUAAAUCAGUGAAAUAAUCCCAUUGGAAGUUUAAAAAGCUAAUAAUUGUUGUAAUUGAAUUUUUGAAGGGGUUUUUUUUUGGACAGACUGUAUGCAUAUCACCUUGUAAAAAGCACACAAAAUUUGUAUUUGUUUUCACAAUAAUCAUUGCACACAAUUAGUGCAAACUAUGUUACAUUUCUGAGUCAUUAAAGACAUUGUCUCGGUAGGCACAAUGUUAUACCGUAGGCCUCACAAAUUUGCAGAUUAUCGAAUAAUGGGGUCUGUCAGGUAUAAUAUACACAGGUCAUGACUACUGUAUGAAGACUUUUUGGUUGUUUCUCAUUUUGUAACGUGCCAUAUUAGUCAAAAGUUUUGUUAGUUCAUGUGUGUAGCUUUAAUUUGAAGUUUUAGUGUAGAUAUGAUAUUAAUUGUGUUGUACUCUAUACUCUAAUAAUCCAGAUUUAAGUAAGAUAUUUUGGAAUACCUACCUUGUAGCUUUGGAAAACUUGAGUUAUUGCUAAUUCUGGUAUAUAUAUAUGUGUGAUAAAUUUGUUUUGUAAUAGUUUAUAUGGUUUAAUCCUGCGUGUGGUACUGGGCAAGUUCAGUCGGAAGCAUAAAUUUCUGCUGUCUAACAUUCAAAAAUUUUAUUUGUGUAUUUAUUUAUUUUCAAUUAUCAAAACUGAUCAGUCUGUUAGUGUUUGAAACACGAAACCCGACAUUGAAUCUAUGAAAUUAGAUGUAGCCUUGUCUGAUGUGAUUGCAAUGUUUUUACUAUAAGUCAUCUGUUUUAAUUUGUUAAUAUAUGUAGCUUUCCUUAUGAAAUGUAUAUUGUUUGUUUUGGGUAAUUCCUUGAAGUAUAAUCAAUAAUUUUUAGUGUAACAAUUUUCUAAAAUUUAGUGUUGUUAUUAGUGUUGUGACAGAUCAGUUAAGAUAUACUGCAUAACCUAAUUGUGUGUUAUUUUAUGACAAGCACCUUUGACCUCAGAGAUAUAUAAAAUUAUGCUCCAGGGUAAGAGUCUAGAACUAAGCACAGAGGAAAACUAAAGUAAUGGUGGACUGAUAGUAGAAAAACAGGGAGGGGGGUGAGGAGGUUGAUGAUUAGGAGCUUAUAAAGUUGAUGCCCCAUAAUAGACCAGUAUUAGAGGCUUCUGUUAAGAUGUUACACACUUUGCCUCUGGCAGAGGAUGUUUAAGAAUAUGAAUAAAAAACCUUUUGCUAUACAGUA